AUGGCCACAGCAGCCACAUUCAUUUCUUCCCGGCCUAUUCGAGUACAGCCCAGUCGUUCAACGAGUCGCGAAAAAGUACCAAAUCAACAGCACUACACAUAUCUUGCGCAGCCACAGGAUCCACUCCCUGUCUCAACUCCUGGAACGCCCCCAUUCCCAGCUGAUGGUGCUGGGAUAGGUGCAUGCGAUGUCUGCUAUCAGAAGAGAUCUCUUAGCGCCAUGAAACGAAAUACUAGCAUACGUUGCGCGCGUCAUUCCAACAGCCAGGAAUGUACGUUCUACACAAAUAACCAAGCAGGAAAGCGGAAAUAUGGCAACCCUAGUCCAGAUGCUGCCGAUUGUGUAAAGAGACAAGCAAAGGACAGUUUGCCGUCCCCAGUGUCUGAAAUCAUAACGGACUACCAACAGAGGCCAUUGGUGACUGCCAUUGAUUCAAGGGAGACACCAUCCGCCAACUUUCGCAAUACUAUGGCCGCCGAGAUAGAGCCCCUAUUCGUGGACUUCCUUCCACAGGAUUGGACUAACGAUAGUCAAGUAACAUCAGCUCGGAUUUGGCUAUGCUCACGCGAAGGCUGUUCCAACAGAGAGGAUGCUUCAGUUGUUUCAUUAGAAACCGUCGAAAACCUAGUCACCCCAUUUGGGCCAGCUCUUUUAGACAAAUACUUUAAACAUGUUCAUCCAACACUUCCAAUUAUAGUGGAAGACAGUUUCCGAACUGCAUACAAAGAAAGGAAAGACAUUCCGGCCCUCCUUUUGGGGGCUGUCUACCUCAUUGCCUUGAAAUGGCUAGAGCCUAAGUCCGGGGUACAAACGUUGCGCCCGCCAGAUGCCAUUGGGCUUGAGACUCUGGUUUGUAGGAGUCUUAACGAGUCCCUUUCACGGCCUCAACUAGCCACAGUUCAAGCUGGCCUGCUUCUCUCACAAAAACCUUCGUUCUUCACACCCAGGUUGGUGGCCCAGCUGGUAACAGCAGGGUUCGAUUUGGGUCUGCACCAAGACUGCUCUAGCUGGCAGAUACAAAGUUGGGAAAAAGGGUUGAGGAAGAGGUUAGCCUGGGCUCUAUAUAUGCAAGAUAAAUGGUGUGCAUUGGUGCAUAGCCGACCGUCACAUAUAUUCGCAUCCGACUGGGCAGUAAAGGACCUAAUCAUAGAUGAUUUUGAAAAUACCACACAUUCAGCAGCUUGCACUGCUUCUCUUGUUUCUCUCCCCAUUCAUUCAUCGCCCUCUAAUCAUGAGUUUGGGUGUCUGUUCUUCUGUCAGCUCGUCAAGCUGACUCGCAUACUAUCCGAUAUCAUCGAAUCGUUCUAUACCCUCGAAGCCACCCAACAAUUAUCUGCAUCCCGAGAGAACCGUAUCUAUACCAUCCUAUCGAAGGCGAAACCCCUUCAAAUUCAGCUAAAGGACUGGUUUGGCCAAUUGCCUGCUGAUUUGAAAGUAGACGCUGAUUGCGGCGUGGAAGCUGGCUCAAGUGGUGGCAUACAUCUGGCCUAUUUUGCAACAGAAAUCAUGCUUCACAGAUGCAUUGUUCGGUCCAUUUCGCCUGAGACAGCCGAUCAGUAUCUUAUACAUAUAUGUCGAUCUGCGGCAAAGACCCGUCUCAUAUCUGCCAUGGAGUUCGUAAACCGACUAAGACCCAUUCAUUUACGAGCAUUCUGGCCUGCAGCUGCAAAGAGUAAUUUCGCUCUCAUCGGUGCAUUCGGGGUCUUACUGCAAACCACAGCACCGACCCAGGAGGAGGAGGAAUUCUACAGAGCCCGGUUACGGGAAUAUCGAUGGACCUUGAGCGCCAGCCGGAAAGAUGCAGAGUUUUUGGACUUUGCUAUAGAUAGCCUUGACGGGGUGGCCAAACUUAUACGCAACGAACCUCAAAAGCCGGCAUUUCAAAAGCCCAUAGACCACUUGAGCCUCUAUCGUUCGCCGAAUGCGGGCUUCAUUGACCGUCGGUACGGCCGGCCUGGUGUCCAUCUCCGCGGGCAGUCUGUGGCGCCCAGCCAUACGUCACAGCAGGGAGAUGGAUAUUAUGGCUCUGAUGAGUACGAAAAUCUAUCAGGAUGUGCCGGGAUGCAUCCUCGAUUUAGCCUCCCAACUGCAAAAUCUGGCUUGGUAUCUCCAGCUGCCUCAGCUUCGAGUGCCAGCAUCAUACGUAGGCGCUCACAGGGCAAUGGCUCCCUGAUGUCUAGAUCUGCUACAUGA
Molecule: messenger RNA, 2193 nt
Organism: Nannizzia gypsea CBS 118893
Lineage: Eukaryota; Fungi; Ascomycota; Eurotiomycetes; Onygenales; Arthrodermataceae
Product: transcriptional activator protein DAL81
Exons: 2
Coding region: 1-2193 (730 amino acids)
Biological process (GO): DNA-templated transcription
Cellular component (GO): nucleus
Molecular function (GO): zinc ion binding; DNA binding
Source: RefSeq, a predicted model, not a curated record